Anopheles nili is the source of this 2049-nucleotide messenger RNA. It is a transcript of the gene Chd64, whose product is annotated as myophilin. Lineage: Eukaryota; Metazoa; Arthropoda; Insecta; Diptera; Culicidae. The record is from RefSeq and is a predicted model, not a curated record. The transcript has 2 exons. Bases 210 to 776 code for a protein of 188 amino acids. Gene Ontology annotation, molecular function: protein binding.
UCGCGUCAAGACGUCCGCCGCUAGGUCUGCCCAUUCACUUUCGUUGCCUUUCCAACCCAAGCAUUUUCGCGUGUGUUCCGUUGCUACUGCUUACUUGACCUUUUUUCAUCGCAAUUCGCGCCACUAUCUACGUACGAUUGUACUGAACGCCAAAACAGCUGGUUUAAAAACAUCCAUCUGUGAGCCGAAAUAGCAGUACAGUAAGCAACAUGUCGACCCAUCGUGCACCGAAAUCCGGAUUCGCCGCCGAAGCCCAGCGAAAGAUUAACUCGAAAUACAGCGAGGAGCUGGCGGCCGAGUGCCUGGAAUGGAUCAAGGAGGUAACUGGUGAGCCGAUCAACACGUCCGGCGACAUGGACAACUUCUUCGAGGUGCUGAAGGACGGUACCGUGCUGUGUACGCUCGUGAACGCGAUCGAGGCUGGUACCGUGAAGAAGAUCAAUACGAGCAAGAUGGCGUUCAAGUGCAUGGAGAACAUCUCCGCUUUCCUGGAGGCGGCGAAGAAGUUCGGUGUGCCACCGCAGGAAACCUUCCAAAGUGUGGACCUGUGGGAGCGCCAGAACCUCAACUCGGUCGUCAUCUGUGUCCAGUCGCUUGGUCGUAAGGCGGGCAAGUACGGCAAGCCCUCGAUCGGACCUAAAGAAGCCGACAAGAACGAACGUCAGUUUAGCGAUGAGCAGCUGCGAGCAGGCCAGACCGUAAUUUCGCUGCAGUACGGCUCCAACAAGGGUGCUACCCAGAGUGGCAUCAACUUCGGCAACACCAGACACAUGUAAGCCGUGUAUGGUCUUCCACUCGACACGCUGGCGGAGUGAUGUUGAAUCUUCGCGUAAACGCCAUGCGUGUUUCCUAGCAACGUAAGAAUUCGGCAGCCAGCAUGCACACAAACAGCAGUACACACUCAGACAAAAUUUCCAACCGAAAUCUAGACCGGCAUCUUCCCAGGCCCGGCGGCCAAACGACCAUCCAACAAUCCCCCCAUCUGGUUAGCCCCCAAAAACGAAACGAUUUUUCAGAAAGUGCAUUUUGUUGACGCAGUAGGCGAAGAGAUAUGUCGAAAAGAGAGAACAAUUUUGAAGUGACGUACCUUUUAAAUCUUAGCAACGAGGAACCAUAGCGCCUUAGCAACGAGAGACUUUUCCUCUUCCCCGUAGAUCAGACUAGAUAGGUGCAAGUAUAUUUACUCAGCCGUGCACCUAGCUCUACCUUAACCAUACGUAUUUUUCAACCAAUCAGAUCGUAGUCACCGUUAGCAUUCCGAGCAUUUAGACGGAGGUGUGUUAGGGAAAUCUAUUCAAAAGUAAGAUACGAGUUCACUGUUCACUGUUAUACAUUCCGUAGCGUGUUAAACUUGACCGACCCCCGUACAGGAUUAGCCAAUUAGUCAUAAGCCUUUCUAGUAGGAAAAGAGGUUCCACGUUGAGUCAGACGAGCUGGAAAAUCAUUUAAAAAAAAAAGUAAGUAUCCCAUGCACCGGAAGGACAAUCAUGUUGCCACAGGAUAGCGGAGCCAUUCAACGUUAUGGACAUAACGCCUCCUCUUGGUGCGGUGGCUUAUGUAUUCGGUAUGACCGAAGGGUGCGCCCUUUGUCCUUGUUGUUGUUCCAUCUUGACGAUGGCAUCCAAUGAUAAAGAACACUGGAAUUUAAGGCGGCCAAGUGCAUUUUGCUAGCGUAGUCAAAAUUAAAACCACCCGUAUGCAUAGCGCCAUUUUACCGAUGGCGUUAUAGGUAGUAGGAAAAAAGUGCCCAUUUUGAACAUUGUACCUCCGCGCAAAGCGUUUGGACGAAUGGAAAGGAAGAUUCACCACAAAAUGCUCUAAUCGUUCGGAACAUGUAGGGCUUUUACUAAGUGCUGCUUAUUUUCGCUCGCCUAUACCCUUUGGGUGAGUUUUGAUACGUAUUUCGUUUUUGUGUUUUUUUUUCUGUUUCUGAGAACAUAAACACAGCACAGAAAAUCGUAAAUUAUUGACAGUAUACACAUGUGUAUGUUUUGUUUAAUGUAAUUGUAAAAGGAUAAGUUAUUGCUUAAUAAAACUGAAUUAAACAGA